Molecule: messenger RNA, 9493 nt
Organism: Saccostrea cuccullata (small rock oyster)
Lineage: Eukaryota; Metazoa; Mollusca; Bivalvia; Ostreida; Ostreidae
Exons: 67
Biological process (GO): lipid transport
Molecular function (GO): lipid carrier activity
Source: RefSeq, a predicted model, not a curated record
AUGGAGGAGCGAGCAUACCCUGUCGAACAGUCACAUCUGCCGUGCGCUCCUUGUCACCAUCGGGAAAUAAUGGGAAAACCCGUCGUCAACCCAGGGUCUAUAAACAAUGGACUUACAGCCAGUGUGAAUAAGGUCAGUUAUACCAAUAUCCUUUCCUUGAAUGAAGGACAAGAACUGCUAUUAAAAGUGCACACCUUAAAUGUUGCCCCAGUGCAGCAUCCAAAUGUACAGAGUUCCAACUAUGACUUUUCCAAAUGGUUUUCCUUUGUAAUAUCCACACGAGGAGUAGUGAACCAUGUGUUUCAUCCAAAAGGAGAAGAGGAAGAAGUGGUGGCCAUCAAGAAAAACCUUGCUUCUGUAUUUGCAUCCAAACUCCAUGAAGCAGGAGAGGUGCCCGGUGAAAACAGGGAUGGUGUUUUUAUUUACCAUGUUUCUGAGGAUGGAAAUGAAGGAGAACAUAAUGCAACAUAUGCAGUGAUGCCAGUUAAAAAUGGAGUAGAGUUCAAAAAAAGAAGACUUAACCAUCCUGUGAAAAAUGCCAAGGCCUCAUAUCAAAAGACAAUGACUUACCAUGCAUACCUUGGAACCAUUCAUAGUGUCCUUAUUGAGGAAAACUUUACAUCUCCCAAGACACCUCCAGACUUUGAUCCUUUUUAUGGAAUGAGAAAAGUAAAGUCUGUAAAUGAAUUCAGUACAGAAGAGUACCCAGAAAUGUCAUAUACUAGCCAAGGAAGGCUUAGUUUCCUAACAAGACACAUUGACAAGAAAGAAUGGAUUAAGCCUAGUGAUGUAUUAUUAAUGGCUUCAAUACGUAUUGGCACCGUAAAACGCACAAACAAACAUUUGAAUAUAUCCGAAUGUAGAAAACAUAUCAUUACAAACCUGACUUGUAUAGAAAAUCAGCCUGAACAAGGUUCUCCAAUCAGUGGAUUCUGUUUUCGGAACAUUGUGAAUCAACUUUUGGAGUUGCCAGAUGAAGAAGUAGUAAAAAUAGCUGAAUUCUACUUUACGGUUUUGCCACCAUCGAUUUUUAAGUACAGAAAAGCUACAGAGAAUAUGGUUGAUGCUUUUGGAACAAUGAACACAGAAUUGUCUGAGAGAUUACUGGCAGAGAAAGUUCUACUGAGUCCCACUCCUGAUCACGAUCUUGUCAGUAGAGUUUUGACUCAUGUUGCAAUCAAGGAUAAAGCUCCAUCUGAGCUUAUGCUGAAAACAUUAGAAGAUGCAGUUUUUCAUCAAGAGAAAUUCCCAACAGAAUUUUACAUCAAUGAGACACUCGGUCAAUACCCUUGGGAAUACAGGCAAAGAAGAUCUUUAAUGACAUUCAAAGAAAUGGAGGAUUAUGAUUAUCAAAAAGUGAUCCUACUGGAGACUCUAGGGAAUGCCAGGCUGGAUGAAUCCUAUGACUACAUUCUGUCUCAUAUCAACAGCACGAACUCACCGUGGAUAAAGAGGGCUGGGUGUCAUGCUCUCCGAAGUUAUCAUCAUGACCAUGCUGCUGAGACCCUAUUGCAUUUAGCUUUGAAUGAUGAGGAUCAGGCAGUACGAUACGAAGCAUCUCUUCUCUUUAUGGCUCAUCCCAAGGGAAAGGUGAUUGCUCCAAUAAAUGCCAGGGAAGAGACCAAGUUCGACAACACAACAAGUCUGGAUGAUCCAUAUAAUGCAGGUGUGGAUGUAAUAGAUCUUACAACUGGUCCCCAGCGAACUCGCAGAAGUGUGUGGGAUGGAAUUAGUUUUAGACUGGAAGUUCCAGAAGUGGACUGGAGAAAAGAACUUGGUACAUCAGAUAUUGGUGCAUCAUUUGGAGUAAUCAUGUUCAAUUCAUUGGAUGUAGCUAUAGCUCCAAUCCAAGGUCAUCUGAAGGUCCGUGUUCAUGAUGAGGCAUAUGCCAGAGUACAUGUUGGAAUGUUUGGAUAUAAUUUUGAUUUCUUUGUUGCUAGAGUGGCAUACUUGAUUGACAAUUCUACGAAAGCUCUGGCUUUAAUUGGUCGCUAUGACCCUGAAGACUUGCCCUCAGAAUUUGCACCUACAAUCAAUUUUGUGCAUAAAGUCUCAAAAUUGUUUGGUGAUAUAAAAACCCAUGUGAUGGGAUUUGUAAAUGCAGUAGAACAGACUAUUAAAGUUCUUAUCCCUCAUCAAGCCAAAGUCAUGUAUGAGAGCAUAAGAGAUAUUAUUGAAGGAUUCCCAAAGAUAGUGUUAAACCCAAAAGCAGCAAUUACAAGCAUUGGAAAAGGAGUAUUUUCAAUUUAUCAGGCCUUUAUGAUUUUAUUGCAACAAAAGCAGAAAAUAGAAGAGGCUUGUUUUUUCCUUAGAGAUGAUAAGCCUUAUUGGUUUGAUAUUCAAACGUUGCUGAAUGAAUACAAGCCUUUGGCUGAUAAAGUAUUUUCCAGUUUAAAAAGUGCUGGAGACAGAUGGAUCAGUGAGGAUAUAGAAGAUUCGCAAGAUAGGGUUAAAACAUUUACAAAUGGCAGAAUGACACUGAAAGAUGUGAAACAAGAGGCAGUUCAUACACUAGAAAGUAUUCAAGCAACGCUGAUGAACCCUUUCAAUGAUUUAAUAGGAUUGGCUGAUAACUUUGUUAGGCAGUAUAAGAACCUUUUUGGACUGGUUCACGACAUCAAAGAUGCAUAUACCACUCUGAAGAAUGGUUAUGACACAGCAAGAGGAAUAAUUGAUGCCUUAUUUGGACCUAAAGUGCAUACAAGUUUCCCCAAAAACCGGCGCUUGAAGGGAUAUGGAUGUGGAAGUGGAUUAUAUCCUUCCCAAACAGAUUACAAGCAUAAAGGACUUGAUUUAUUAAUAGAAGAAAGAGAUCCGAUUGUAGCUCCAUUUAGUGGUUUUAUAACUGUUGAUGCUGAGGCUACUGACACAGUAGUCAUUAAACCUGAAGGAGGUUCACUUCAAGGGAUUACAAUCUUCAUAACAAAUAUAAAACCUGAAUCCACCAUUGAAACUGAAGAGGGUAGAUGGUUUGCAGCUGGUCAAACCAUUGGUAUUGCAACCGGAUCAAAUUGUGCCAAUCAUAUUCAUCUAGCCUUUCAGAAGGAUGGAGAUUAUAUUGACCCUACCAAGUAUCUUGAUUCCAUCAUUCCUGAAGUGCCUCAAUGGAAACAAAUUUGUGAUGACUACAAGCUUGUGUUUAUGGAUGUUACAUUAAAAGCUGGAAGCUUAGUUGGUCUGAAUGGAAAAGAUGAGCAAAAUCUAGACCCCAUUCUUUCCAACACAGAACUGGCUUUCCCUAUUCCAGAUUUUUCUGAUAACAGCUUUGAUCCAGAUGAUACAAAAGACAUAAAAAAUGAACCAGGUGGUUUUUUCUACAAAGUGCAAUCACGCAUAAACAUUCCCAAGGCCCCAGAUUUAGAGUUUGUUGAAGAUGAUCAUCAGUGUGCUGCCAUUAUGAACACUGGUACCCUCAAUGUAAAAAGAUCCAUUUUCCCUAUAAAAGGGAUUUUUACAACACUUUUGAAGACAGCGGACAAAUUUUUGAAGAAAUUCAAAAUCAGACGUCUGAAAUUUGGCACAAUCUUGGAAUUUCUUGAAAGAUUUGGAAUGACAAAAAGCAAGGAUGCUAUGGCAAGAGUUAUGAGGGGGAUAAAGGAUAUCAUAGACAAUACAACAUGUAGAAAUCCUUAUGAAAUGACUGAAGACCAGCUUGUGAAUGAACUACUUGAAAGAGGCAAAGACACAAAGGGAUCAAGAGCACAGCUGAUUGAAAGACUAGUAAAAUUAGACAAAGGAUGUCCAUUGAUGACCUUCACCAUGCCAAAACAUAAUGUCUACUGCACCUUUGAUAGCAUGUGUUUAGGACUGGAAUGUUGUGUCAACAUGAAGUUUGCCAUAUUUCUAAAAGUUUUCAAAGUGUGGGCACGCUUUGAUCCAUGUGCUUCCCCCCGAAUGUUGUUUAAUCUUGGAAUAGAUUCAUACACAUACAAAAUUGAGAUUCCAACAGAUAUCAGUUAUGAUGGAUUUGAAGGAGAAUUGAAUUCAGGAAACAAACUGGAUUUGCUGGGAGGAGUAGAGUUGAUCAUCAGAUACAAAAUUUUCAAAGGAACUAAUGCAACUCUGGCAACAUUUGGAGUUGGACUGUGUAGCUUUAAUGAUGCAGAAAACUGCCUGGUGUUUAUUAACUUGUUGGACAAUGCUGAUAUUCAAUCACCUAAGCCAGAUAAGAUGACACAUGGUCAGAUUAUUGCAGAGCUGGAACGGAGAAGGUUAUCAACAGAUGGUUCAAGAUCAGAUCUCAAUGAACGCCUUUCAUUGGAUGAUUUGUCCUGUGCUAAGAUUACUUUAGAGGAACUACAAGGAAACCUUGCCAAUAUUCUGUACUAUAAAAUUCAGAAAGACUGUCUGAGGAUAGAUGUUUGGGCAGACAUUAAUGUAAAACUUCUGGGAUAUUCCUUCAGUAGAACUUUGUCUGCAUUCAUAGAAUUGGAUCCGUGCAGUUUUGUUGUACAAGUUGGUUUUGAAAAAUACCUGUGGACAAAAGUUCUAUUGAAUUACAAUUGGGGAACAAAUGAAGUUGCAGAAAUAAGCUCAAAUGUGAAAGUCAUGUACAGCAUUGGCAGAAAUGUUGAUGAAGGAGUGUUCAUUUUGCAGUUUGGACUUAUGAUUUGUUUGUCUUCACCAGCAGAUUGCAUUUUAGACAAAUAUUUAUUCACAGAUUUGAGGAUUCCUAUUCCUGUAUGCAGGGACUUUGUUUUUCCAGGAAAUGGCUCCUUUGCUGGACUGCUUGAAAAAAUUGGAGGAAAGAUGACAGAGGAAGCUUUUGAGCUUGUACUUAAAAAGUUUAAUCUGAAUGAUGUAAUAACAUCAGGACCAUGCCCCGGUAUUCCACCUGCUCCAGAAAAUUGUCCAGCUGAGUUUGAUGUGCGAAAGAAUUUACCAGAACAGCUGAAGGAGAUGGUAACAUGUGAACAGCCUCCUAACUGCUGGGGAAUUGACUGUUGUCUUCAGCUGACUUUCAACAUACCCCUGGGAGAUACCAAAAUAACCAAGAACAUCCCAUUCUGGUUCAAGUUAGACCCAUGUGAUUUCUCCUUAGACAUUGGUUUUGGAAAUAAGAUGCUUCUGAAAACACAUAUAUUAGAAUAUGAGUAUGGAAAGCAACAGAUUUUGACACUUGGCUCUGGAAAUCCACCUCCAGUAGAAAUUACAUACAAGAUAGAGCAAAUUCCAGGAAACAAAGGCUUUAUAGUGGAUUUAAGAAUACUCAUUUGCUUUGACUUUGACGUGAAGGUUGCAUGUAUUCCAACAAAUGAUGGUCUUCAUCUUCUUAAAAAUCAGGAAAUUCCACUUUGUGAUCAGAGACAGUUGAUUGACAUAAGGAACUUCUCAUUGACUGAUUGGAUGAGGGAGAAAUCACUGGAUCUCAAUGAACAGCUGGCAGAGGGCGCUGUGAUGUUACUGCUGGACCAGCUUAAUCUGACUGACUUCUUCCAAAGACCCAAAUGUGACAGAACCAGGAUGCCAUACAUACCCUCUAUACAAGGGAUACACAAUAAAUGUGCAAAGACCAUCCUUUACCUACCAUCCAAGAUCCCUGACCCAAUGUCCUGCUAUAUACCUGACUACUGUACAGGGAUAGAGUGCUGUGCUGAUAUUCCUGUCCUUGGCCUUGGGUUACAUGUGUUUGCUCUUCUGGACCUGGACAAAUUGGAACUACAAAUAGGAAUGGAAAACAUAAAAGAGACCAUCAAACUUAAUGACUAUGUGUGGGGAGAAGUGAAAACUUACAGUGUGGCUGACGAUUUCUCACUUACUGAUUGGUUACAAGAAAUGGACAUACCUUCAGUGAGUGAUCUAAAGAACAAUGCCAAGACUUUACUGCUCCAGCAACUGGGUGUUGAACAAUACCUUUUAGAAACACCUUGUGAUGCAUCUGGGGAUCUAUAUUUUCCAAAUGUUCAUGGAUGGAAAAAUGAGUGUCCAUUGGACUGGGUAGUUUUACCCCAGAUUACCUCAGACAAAGUGAGAUGCAGCCUUUCCUCUAACUGUACACGGAUAGACUGCUGUGUGGACUUCAGUCUGCUGAACCUCAAACUUCAUAUCUUCCUACACUUUGAUAGGUGUAACUAUGUCAUCUCUGGAGGAAUUGAAAAGAAAACAUUCAGUUAUGGAUUGCUAGAUUUCAACAAUUUCUGGGGUAGAGAAGUCUCCAUGAAUAUUGGAAAUGUUGUCUUCAUCAAAUUUAAAGCCACUCAGCUGGAAGUAUCUAAGAAAUAUGUUUUAGACAUGGGGGUUUCUGUGUGUUUAGAACCUGCAGUCUGUGAUUUGGAUAUUCCUAUAUUAAAAGAAGUCCUUAUUCCCAUUCUCAAUUGUGACCUCACCAUGGAUUUUAAUAUCAAAGAUUUUUCUCUGAUGAAGUGGAUGGAUGAUCAUGGUCUGUCAUUUGAUGGAAGUUUGUCUACAGCACUAGCUACUGCUUUGUUUAAAAAGCUAGGGAUUAAUUCUUUCUUGAGGAGUCCAGCAUGUGAAAGGACAGAACCACCUUAUAGUGUCAACAAAGUGGACAUCAGUGGGUGGUCCUCAGACUGUCCAGCUAAAAUGUCAUUGCCAACAAUAAGAGGAACAACUGCCUGCUACAUCAAAAACACAUGUACAGCUAUCAAAUGCUGUGUGGAGGUUGGAAAAGUCAGCAGAACAUUUGAGAUUGAAUUGGACAUAGACUUCUGUAACCAGAAACUGACUUUUGGUAUAGAGAAGCUUACAGAGACUGUUUCUCUCCAGGGAUUUGAGUAUGGAAAAAGAAAGGAGGUGGUCAUCAUGGGCAUUGUCAAGAUGUGGUACACCAUUUGGGACAAUGAAGGGGAAGGUGUUUAUGUGGUUACAGUAGACCUAGCAAUCUGCUUUGAAGAUGGAGGAGAUUGUCUCAUCAACACAAAUAUCCUAGAUCAAUUCAAAUUGUCUAAGCAAGCAUGCAUUUGGGGAACAUCAUUCUUGAGCCAAGAUUUUUCCCUGAAGCAGUUUAUGGACAACGCUGCAAUAACAGCUUAUGAUCAAAUAAAAGGUCUUGCUCUUGAUAAACUGAAAGAGGCACUUGGUCUUCCUACAUUUUUGAAUGAUCCCCCUUGUUCAUUGGUAGGCUCUGCCUUUGUACCAAAUAUCAGUGGAAUCAAAAAAGUAUGCCCAAAGGACAUUUCUUCCCUUCCAACACUUCCGAGCAACAUGGUUUGUCAGAUCACAGAGUCCUGUACAGGUGUUGACUGUUGUAUCGGAGCAGAACCAAUCCACCACAACUUCCAUGCCUACCUUGACAUAGAUCCAUGUAACUUCACCAUCAGAUUUGGUAUUGACAAAUUCCAGUUUCAGAUCUACAUGCAGGAGUACAGUUUUGGAGUGGAAAAAGAUGUCAGAUUGGUCAAUGUUGUUCGCAUUAAAUUUCAGAUUUGGGAUUUAUCAGCUGAGAACCAGUAUCUUGUCAACCUCAGAUUUAGUGUUUGCUUUGAUUCAAAUUCUGCCUGUUUACUGGAUAUAGAUAUUUUCCACGAGAAGCGUCUACCCAAGAAAGUGUGUGAUUUUGCUGUAGAAGCAAUACCAGACUUUUCACUAGAUAAAUGGAAAGAAUCUUACGGUGUAUCAACGGAACAUCUUCUGCCAACCGUGAUAGAUCAGCUGAUGGAACAUCUAGGGAUAGCUGGGUACUUGAAAAGACCACAGUGCACUAUAAACAUUGAAGCCAGCAGUAGCGAGAGAUGGAUUGAUGAAUGUCCAAAAUCACAACUGUACAAGAAACCAAGCCUGGCAGGUCUACAAGUUUUGUGCUCUAUCUCUUCUAGAUGCACAGAAAUUCACUGUUGUGUACAUGUUAUGUCAGUAGGAAGAAACUUUGAAACUUAUCUCGACCUUGAUACAUGUAACAAAACACUGGUUAUUGGAAUUGAGCAAUAUAGUGUUGAGGACCUUGUUGGAUAUGCUAGGUACUUGGUGAACAUGAAAGUGGAAGUCUGUUUGGAGAAAAACAACCCAUGUGUAUUUUCGCAGGACAUUGCAAAAGAUCUGUACCUUCCAAAACUUGAGUGUAACUGGUCAUUAGACCAUUCUGAGUUUUCCUUAAGUGAAUGGUACAAGAAAACAUCUCUCUCCAUUGGAUCUGUAUUAUCAGCAACCCAACUUUCCAUCUUGAAAGAAGCGCUAGGAAUAACCAACUUUUUGUUGCCCAAAGUAAAACAAUGUAACAGAAUCUCAUCUGCUUACAAAGCUGAAUCUCCAGACCAUGAUGGAUGGAAAAUAGACUGCCCAUUUGCAAUAGGGAAUUUAGCAGAGAUUAAAAAUAGUUUACCCCUGAGUUGUCACAUAAAGAGCAGCCAGGAUUACUUCAAACUUGCAAAUUUAGUAUAUAUUCUGUACCAAAUUGAUGAAGUAAAUAAGACAGUUCUAAAACUAUCCAUGCGAGUAAAGAUCUGUCUGGAAGAAAAUACUUGUGUCUACGAUGUUAUGUUACUGGACAAAGUGGUCAUUCCUAAACCAGGAUGUAGCUGGGACUUAACUUAUACCAUACCAGACUUCUCACUGAAAAACUGGUACAAUGACAUUGGUGCAAGCAUUGGUUCUCAGUUGUCCAACCUUAAUGCUGCAAAGUUGUUGGAAGAGCUUGGUAUUGCCAAAUACACCCAGGAAAUACCUUGUCAGAGGGCCGGUCCAGCAUACAGUCCAUAUGUAAAUGGAUGGAAAUCAGAUUGCCAGAUGGACGUAUUGACCAGUCCAAUCACAGACUCUGUUUCCUGUCUCAUUAAGGACACAUGCACUGCAGUCAGUUGUUGUAUGGACAUUGACUUUCUACAGAGGUCUUUUGAAACUUAUGUCACAGUCGAUGCUUGUAACUACUGGAUAUUUGUAGGAAUUGAGAAAUUGUCGUUUAACAUCAGCUUGGAUGAUAUGUUAUUUGGCACUGAGAACAAAUUUUACUUAAACAGUGUGAUUCGUAUUGACUACAAGAUAGAAGAUAUGCCAACUGAAAGACAGUUUAGAGUAUCCAUGGGCUUGAAGGCAUGUUUUGAGGCCUCAGAUGACAAUCAAUGUAUCAUUAACAUUGACAUCUUCAAGAACACACUUCUACCCAAGAAAAUCUGUGACUGGACAGAAGGAUUUUCCACAGCUAAUUUCAGUUUAUCAGAGUGGUACAGAGAUCUUUCCCUAACAGAGGGUUCCAUUCUGUCACAGUUGAAUAAGGACAGGCUUUUGGACAUGCUGGGCAUAAGGUCAUACCUUAACAAGAACCCAUGUUCCUUUACAUCUACAACAUACAGCCAUGCCAACAAUAAAGGAUGGAAAAAUGAGUGCAAGUCAGGCCUGACAUCUAACUUGCCAGCCUUACCAUCUACAGUCAAAUGUAACAUACCUGACUACUGUACUGGAAUAACUUGUUGUGUGGCAGAAAAUUCUGUAUUGAGGCAUCGUUUUACUGUGGGGGUCAAACUUGAUGACUGCAACCACAUUCUGAUAUUCCAAAUAGAGAAACUAAAUAUUGAAAUUGCUCUUAAGGAUUACAAUUUUG